This is a messenger RNA of Dermatophagoides farinae (American house dust mite), 762 nucleotides long. RefSeq names its product mago, exon junction complex subunit (gene mago). Gene Ontology annotation, cellular component: nucleus; exon-exon junction complex; catalytic step 2 spliceosome. Lineage: Eukaryota; Metazoa; Arthropoda; Arachnida; Sarcoptiformes; Pyroglyphidae. Gene Ontology annotation, biological process: RNA splicing. The record is from RefSeq and is a predicted model, not a curated record.
CACUAGUCCGUACCACAUUCUGCUCAUUGUUCUUUUAGUUGUGUGGUUGUUGGGAUUAUUUUUGGUUUAUUGAUUCUUUUCUUUUGUCAAUCAUGUCAUCUGGAAAUUCUCAAACGAAAAACUUUUAUCUUCGAUAUUACGUUGGCCACAAAGGUAAAUUCGGUCAUGAAUUUUUAGAAUUUGAAUUUCGUCCCGAUGGUAAACUUCGUUAUGCAAACAAUUCUAAUUACAAAAAUGAUACGAUGAUUCGUAAAGAAGCUUAUGUUUCUCGUGCCGUUAUGGAAGAACUUCGCCGUAUAAUCGAAGAUUCUGAAAUAAUGAGUGAAGAUGAUGCUGUUUGGCCAAUGCCAGAUCGUGUUGGACGACAAGAAUUGGAAAUUGUCAACGGUGAUGAACAUAUUAGUUUCACCACCAGCAAGAUUGGUUCAUUAGCUGACGUACAAGAGAGUCGUGAUCCUGAAGGUCUCCGUUGUUUUUACUAUCUGGUCCAGGAUCUUAAAUGUUUGGUUUUUUCACUCAUUGGUCUACAUUUCAAAAUCAAACCUAUCUAAACAAAUGACAUUUGUUGAUAAUAUAAUAAUUUGUCUAUUUUAGACCUCAUAACCAAUCAAUUCAUUCUUUUCCAUUUUUUUCAAUCCAAUUGUAAUUGUUUCUUCAUUCAUCAAUCAUAUUCAUUUUCAUCUUUUUUUUUCAUUGAUUCCAUUUAUAUUUUACUGAUGUCAUCUAUGCAAUUUCAAAAAUAAAUUUUUUUCUGUUUAUUUU